AUAUCUUGCUGCUAAAUGAUCAGUGAAACAUGUUGCAAAAUAGAUAUUUUUCUCGCCAGCCAAUGCUUAAAUUUCUAAACAAGGAUCCUGCAAUGGAACACAUACAUGAUACUUACUAUACAUUUUUAGCAACACAAAAUUUUUGCAGGGCACAGAAGAAUGGACAUUCAAUCAAAUUCAGUGAUUUGUCAAGCACUGUGUUGGAUUCGUCAAAAUUUGAUGGAAGAAGCUUCGUGCAGGCCGUUUCAGAAGGCUGCAAGAUUGCCAUAAAUGGGUAGCCAAGAAUUCCGCAGGCAACACAUGCCUUCGUAUAUGUAUCUGGACGAAUACUCCCUCUCCCACUCCAUCAAGCUCUUGGCCACCACUAGGUCGCCCCAGCUCUUCCACUCCCUCCAUUGCUUCAUCAUCAAGCUCGGAUUCUCAAGCUCUGUCGUCCUCCUCACCGGCCUCAUCGACUUCGCCUUCAAAUGCGGCGCCUUGGGUGACUCCCACAAGCUGUUCGACGAUUUGCCCCACAGGGAUGUCGUCGCUUGGACUUCCAUGAUCGUCGGCCACGCACGCCACGGCAGCUACGAUAACUCCUUUUCCUUCUUCAAGAAGAUGCUGGCUAGCUGCACAUCCCCCAAUUGUUACUCUUUCUCGGGUGCUUUGACCGCUUGCUCCGGCGUCGGAGUCGAUGCCUUGGCCUACGGCAAGCAGAUCCACGCUCAAGUGAUUACGUCUAGCUUCUCCGGCCCUAUCAAUCCUGUCGUUUACAAUGGUUUGCUCGACAUGUAUUGCAAAUGCCACUGUCUCUCGUAUGCCCGGAAACUGUUCGGUUCAAUGCCUGUGAGAGGCCUCAUUGCUUGGAACUCGAUGAUGUCUGGUUUUCUCCGCUCUGGGCAAGCCGAAGAAGCUUUGGAGCUGCUGGUCUUCAUGGUUAAUUAUGGUGUGAGGCCUUGUGACUUCACCUAUGCUAUUUGCAUUGAUGCAUGUGCUAGUUUGGCCUCGAUUAACCAGGGAAAGCAGCUUCAUACUUUGGUUGUCAAGAAUGGAUUCGAUUCGGAUUUGGUUAUUCGAAACAGUUUGUUGGAUAUGUACGCGAAGUGUGGCUGCAACGGAUCUGCAAAGAUCAUCUUUGAAAUGCUGCCUUCGAGGGAUCCAAUCCUUUGGACCGCUAUGAUUUCCACCUACGGGAAGUCGGGAUGCAUCAGUGAUGCGAUUAGGAUCUUCGAACAGAUGACUGAAUUGAAGAUUAAGCACGAUGAGAUUACGUAUCUUGCGAUUUUAUCUGCCUGCAGCCAUGCAGGACUGGUGAAUGAAGGCUGGCACUAUUUCAGACUCAUGUCUGAAGAAAAACACACUGUUGCUGCUCGGUCUGAACAUUACGGAUGCAUGGUUGAUCUCCUAUGUCGAAGUGGACGAUUGGAGGAAGCUCUCGACUUCAUUAAACAAAUGCCUUUUGAACCCGGCAUCAGUGCUUGGAGUGCAUUACUUAGUUCUUGUUGGAUUUAUGGGAACACUAAGCUUGGUGAGUUCGCCGCUUCUCAGCUACUAAAGAUGGAUCCAGAGUUCGAGAGCAAUUGGGUCAUUACCGGCAAAAUAAGGGGAAGCAUGAAAGAUGAGAAUGUGAAAAAGCAGCCAGGUUGCAGUUGGAUCGAACUCGGUGAUGGUGUACAUGUCUUCCAUACGGCUGAUAGGUCUAUUCCUUGGUUGGGUGAGAUCCUCUCGACUCUGGAUACUCUGAAAAAUGAUACAAUUAUUCCACAUUUCGAAUGGACAGGAGAUUAUACCCGUCAAAUUGAGUUGUUCCUUGGUUGAUGUUCUUGAGUGGAUUUUUCGAUAUGGCAACUAUAAAAGUUGAAUAACAAGUAUUUAGCCAAUGAAUGUAAUAGUUGAAUUGCAAAAUGUUUAUUGGUAUGCCAUUCUUUCUUUACAUA
Messenger RNA from Zingiber officinale, 1919 nucleotides. Its product is annotated as putative pentatricopeptide repeat-containing protein At1g68930. NCBI's taxonomy places the organism in Eukaryota, Viridiplantae, Streptophyta, Magnoliopsida, Zingiberales, Zingiberaceae. Gene Ontology annotation, biological process: RNA modification. The record is from RefSeq and is a predicted model, not a curated record. The transcript is spliced from 3 exons. Bases 271 to 1800 code for a protein of 509 amino acids. Gene Ontology annotation, molecular function: protein binding; RNA binding.